Messenger RNA from Musa acuminata subsp. malaccensis (wild Malaysian banana), 897 nucleotides. The record is from RefSeq and is a predicted model, not a curated record. Lineage: Eukaryota; Viridiplantae; Streptophyta; Magnoliopsida; Zingiberales; Musaceae.
AUCCUAUUUAUUCUUCACGACAGUUUUAUUCUUCAGUUAUAAAGGAAGAUUCUCCCUUUAAACUUUACUUCCACUAGCUUCCAACCUGUAAGAAUGAUGCACCAUGAAGCUAGAGAAUAUAUUCCCUUCUAUAAGCUCACUUCUGCGGGCUCAUUUUGUGAUCUUAAGUAGCCAUGGUUAGCAAUCUCUUCGUACUGAUGAUGAAAGCCCUCCAUACUCGCUGGGAGACUGGAUUGCAUAAUAGUUUUUUGCUUGCCUCGUCUGUCUUGAUUGCCAUUCUUCUGUCAUUAUUUUGUCCACUUUUCUCAAAAAUCCUCGGCUUCUUCUUUCCUCUUCUGAUUUCUACCUCAGUAUGUUCCAUGGCAGUGUACCUAUUUAUUUUGUCAGGUAAAGAGGCAGCCAAAGAAGUCUUCUUCAGCAAUGGAGAAAAUUCUGCGCCUCGAGUGAUCAAGGUUUAUGAUGAAAUAAAUUGCGGUGUAUAUAACAACAAAAUUAGAGUGGCCUGUUUCUUCUUCAAGUCAGAUAUUGGAUGGUCUAACAGUUUGCCAGGGGAAGACGGCGAGCCGAUCAACUUUGCAGGGAAAUUACAGGCAGGCAAUGGUACUGGUGCUUUCGAUGAGGGUGUUGAAUUGCUCAAGGUAGAUAACAUGGCUGAAGGAGUGUGGAACUACUACCUUGGAAGAUCUUCAAAAUGGCACUACUACCAGAAGAGUUUGAUGUAUGAGAUAGCACAGUAGGUACUUUCAUUUCCGUAUGUUUCUGCCAAUAAUUGGAACAUUAUUGCAGCUAAUAACUUGUCGACCAUCCAAAAAUUAGAUCUCAUUUUUCACUUCUGAAUGACAUGUACCAAGUGAUGUGUCUGUAUGGUUCUUCUGAAAUCUCAGGUAGCUUGACUUA